This is a messenger RNA of Maudiozyma barnettii, 939 nucleotides long. RefSeq names its product peptidylprolyl isomerase family protein CPR4 (gene CPR4). Gene Ontology annotation, biological process: protein peptidyl-prolyl isomerization. Bases 1 to 939 code for a protein of 312 amino acids. Gene Ontology annotation, molecular function: peptidyl-prolyl cis-trans isomerase activity. The record is from RefSeq and is a predicted model, not a curated record. Lineage: Eukaryota; Fungi; Ascomycota; Saccharomycetes; Saccharomycetales; Saccharomycetaceae. The transcript has a single exon. Gene Ontology annotation, cellular component: endoplasmic reticulum; fungal-type vacuole.
AUGUGGGUGACCUCGUUAGUGCUAACAGCACCAACUGAAGGUUUAAAGAAAUAUUCUGAAGAUAUCGAUUUGACUAAAUUAUAUGAACCAAAUCCUCCAGUGACCCAUCGUGUUUACAUGACUGUUGAAUAUGAAGAUCCAUUGACUGAAAAGGCAAUGAGACAUAAUUUCAAUAUCGACUUGUAUGGUACUGUUGUCCCAUUAACUAUCAGGAAUUUUGUUGCUCUAUCUAAGGGUGUCAAGGCUCGUGUUGAAGGUCAAGACCCAAAUCAGAUCCAUGUCAUUACAUACAGAGAAUCACUUUUUACCCAAGUUGCCAUCGACUCCUUCAUGCAAGGUGGUAUGGUCGCUCCAGCUUAUGGUCCAUUUUCCAUUCAUGGUAGUGCUUGGGCUGAUGAAAACUUUGACUUGAAACAUGAUAGAGUGGGUAGAGUCUCUAUGGCAAACAAGGGAAAACCAGACACGAACAACUCUGAAUUUAUCUAUGACACCAAGACUGACCCAACUGGUGAACUAGACAACAAGAAUGUUGUCUUUGGUCAAAUCUCUGCCGGUCUAAAGGAAUUAUUAGACAUCAUCCAAUACGUGAAGAAGGAUACUGAUGGAAGACCAAUGAAGCCAUUUAAGAUUGUAUGGGCUGUCCCUGAAGAGUUCAGACUAGGUGAUCAAAAGGUAAUGCAUCAAAAGUACUUGGACGACUUAGCUGCAUUCAGAGCUGGAGAUUCUUCCAAGGGUGUGACUCUAGUUGAAUCAUUGGCUCCCGUUAAGGUCUAUACGAGUAAGGAUGCUGUAGAAGAUAAGGUUCUAUACGACAGUUACUCCAGUUCUGCACUAAAGAACAUUCUAUUUGUUGUUGGUGUUGUGGCUGCCUGUUUCGGUUUGUACAACUACAGGGACAUUAUUUUAAGAAAGAACAGCAAAAUUGUGUCUAUGAGGUAA